AUGCUACCUCCACCAGGGCGCGGGCAUGCUACCUCCACCAGGGCGCGGGCAUGCUACCUCCACCAGGGCGCGGCCAUGCUACCUCCACCAGGGCGCGGCCAUGCUACCUCCACCAGGGCGCGGCCAUGCUACCUCCACCAGGGCGCGGCCAUGCUACCUCCACCAGGGCGCGGGCAUGCUACCUCCACCAGGGCGCGGGCAUGCUACCUCCACCAGGGCGCGGGCAUGCUACCUCCACCAGGGCGCGGGCAUGCUACCUCCACCAGGGCGCGGGCAUGCUACUUCCACCAGGGCGCGGGCAUGCUACCUCCACCAGGGCGCGGGCAUGCUACCUCCACCAGGGCGCGGGCAUGCUACUUCCACCAGGGCGCGGGCAUGCUACCUCCACCAGGGCGCGGGCAUGCUACCUCCACCAGGGCGCGGGCAUGCUACUUCCACCAGGGCGCGGGCAUGCUACCUCCACCAGGGCGCGGGCAUGCUACCUCCACCAGGGCGCGGCCAUGCUACCUCCACCAGGGCGCGGGCAUGCUACCUCCACCAGGGCGCGGGCAUGCUACCUCCACCAGGGCGCGGGCAUGCUACCUCCACCAGGGCGCGGGCAUGCUACCUCCACCAGGGCGCGGCCAUGCUACCUCCACCAGGGCGCGGGCAUGCUACCUCCACCAGGGCGCGGCCAUGCUACCUCCACCAGGGCGCGGGCAUGCUACCUCCACCAGGGCGCGGGGAUGCUACCUCCACCAGGGCGCGGGGAUGCUACCUCCACCAGGGCGCGGGCAUGCUACCUCCACCAGGGCGCGGGCAUGCUACCUCCACCAGGGCGCGGGCAUGCUACCUCCACCAGGGCGCGGGCAUGCUACCUCCACCAGGGCGCGGGCAUGCUACCUCCACCAGGGCGCGGGCAUGCUACCUCCACCAGGGCGCGGGCAUGCUACCUCCACCAGGGCGCGGGCAUGCUACCUCCACCAGGGCGCGGGCAUGCUACCUCCACCAGGGCGCGGACAUGCUACCUCCACCAGGGCGCGGGCAUGCUACCUCCACCAGGGCGCAGGCAUGCUACCUCCACCAGGGCGCGGGCAUGCUACCUCCACCAGGGCGUGGGCAUGCUACCUCCACCAGGGCGCGGACAUGCUACCUCCACCAGGGCGCGGGCAUGCUACCUCCACCAGGGCGCAGGCAUGCUACCUCCACCAGGGCGCGGGCAUGCUACCUCCACCAGGGCGCGGGCAUGCUACCUCCACCAGGGCGCGGGCAUGCUACCUCCACCAGGGCGCGGGCAUGCUACCUCCACCAGGGCGCGGGCAUGCUACCUCCACCAUGGUGGUGACAAUGUUCGCCGGCUACAAGUAG
Molecule: messenger RNA, 1347 nt
Organism: Procambarus clarkii (red swamp crayfish)
Lineage: Eukaryota; Metazoa; Arthropoda; Malacostraca; Decapoda; Cambaridae
Source: RefSeq, a predicted model, not a curated record